AUGAGUCCAGGCAGAGAAGGCGAGGCCGAGGACACGACAGGAUUGACAUACCCGUCACCUGGCGCGGAAGGGAUGGAGUCAGGACCAUUUUAUCACAACGCUCGCGAAGGGCCUCCAGAACAUGAAGAUCAAGCUGAGCAGCAUGAAGCUGAAGACGUGCAUGCGCAGGAGCAUGAACAGACCCAGCUGUCUGCCCAAGACGACGCCGCAUCACAGCAUCAUGCUUCUCGCCCAGCGAAUUUGGAAGAGCUUCAAUUAGCUGCUCAAUUAGGUCAAGGCUUAGCUGGCGCCUCCAUCUUGCCAGCUACCGACCCGAAUAUGAAUGUUGAAGACCCCAGCAUGCGCAACAUUAUGCCACAUCCCGAACCUGACCAGCACCAUACACCAUCCUAUGUGCAGGAUACUCCUACAACCGACCCGAUGGUUCAACAUCAGAUGCCUGUUCCCGUUGGCCAUCCCUUGCCGCCGCAAUAUGCGAUGGGGGAUGGAAUUCCUCCGCGCAAGAGAUCCAAGGUGUCGCGUGCGUGCGACGAGUGUAGAAGGAAGAAAAUCAAGUGCGAUGCACAAUCUGAUUCGGGUGAGACCCCGUGCUCUAGCUGCGCGCGGUCGUCUAUUAGAUGCUUGUUUAGCAGAGUACCACAGAAACGUGGUCCUAGCAAAGGGUAUAUUAAGGAGCUUGCAGACCGUAUUCACAGCAUCGAAAACAAACUAGAAUCCGAGGGCAAUCUCAGCCAAGACGAUAUCGACAAGUUGUUUGCGACGGACCGCUCGAGGCAUAGCAAUGGCCUCGAGGAAUCCACACGAAAGCGCCCCUUUUCUAGUAUUUCAGCAGGAGAUUUCACAACACCAACAAACGCCCGGCAAGCACCCUGGGGUUCAGAACCACGAUCUAUUCAGCCUGCACCCGGACCCGGGGAAGGGUUUGGCCAAGAAUACAAUAACAACAACGCCUUGGCACCUCAGCCAUCGCCAAUCAAACCAGAAGAUACCCCUUCAAAACAGCCCGCCACAUCAACAGAUGUUCCCAUGGUGGAUGGAGAAGACAUUCCUGCUGUAGAUGAGCAGAUUUUCCAUGAGUUUCUCAUAUCAGUCCAGCCACUCUACCCAGUGCUGCCAAACGAUAUGGCCAGACUUCAGUCGUUACUCUCGCAAGCAAAUCCAGCAGUUCGGUCGGCCUUUUCACUCGCUCUGUCGUGUGUUGGCCAGCCCCCGUCUGACAGCACCAAGAUUGCCAGUUCACUUCUGCACGAAUGGGAAAGCAGCGAUGCUCCACGCAGCCGAGCCACCGAUAUUGUCCACGCCCAGACUUUAUUAUUACUGAUCAUUGAUGCUGACUGGCGAGCAACUUCUACACUCCCAUUUCUCCUGGCUCGGGCAGUGGCUCUCGCCAACUCAAUGAAGCUUUGGAAAUCUUCAAUUCUGAGCCAAACGACAGAACAUGACUCUGAUGAUCAAUUGUGUGUCCGAAUAUGGUGGUCUUUGGUGCUGAUGGACAGAUGGCAUGCUGCUGGAACGGGCCAACCAGCUCAAAUUCCGGACAGAAGCGCCGUCGUUCCAGCGGGCCUCGAGAACAUAAUCGGAGAGGUAUCAUAUCACUUGCUUCGUUUGUCAAAACUGUUGAACCGAAUCUCUUUUGUCGUGUCGACGUUGCAGACCGGAUCAUUUACAGCCGAGGGUCCCAUGGCCGCCAUCUUGACCGAUUACAUUGAGAACUACCGGGAGGAUUUACCUGCGCACAUUGAUGCAGCAGCGUAUCCAAUGAUUCAUCUUGCUUAUUGGCACUGCCGCCUUCUCGUCACCAUGCUGACCCCAAGCGCCACGCCGAAAGAGAUUUUCUGGCCAACGAAAGAACUGGCUCAUCUGCUGUCUGUGAGCCCGGACUUGAAGAGCCCGUUGAUGAAUCAUUUUGUCUCGCUUGCCACCAUGUCAUUAAGCAAGUUGGCCAAAACGGAGUCCACACGGGAGGAGGCUGUCGAUAUCAUAAGGGAUAUCGUCGAAAAGUCCGGCGAAGGACACUGGGAUGGCGUGAAAGACAAGCUCGCAGACAGGUUGAGGCCAGGCUCAUCUUCUGCUGCCGAAGCGGCGGCGAGUCAAGGACUACAGCAUCUUGCAGAUCUUGCAACAGCACAUGAGGGCAUUGGUGCAGGAGAGGAGGUUCCGUUUGGCGCGGCUCUUACAACCGGAUACCUAGAGGUAGCGUCAUGA
Molecule: messenger RNA, 2205 nt
Organism: Pochonia chlamydosporia 170
Lineage: Eukaryota; Fungi; Ascomycota; Sordariomycetes; Hypocreales; Clavicipitaceae
Product: C6 finger domain-containing protein
Exons: 4
Coding region: 1-2205 (734 amino acids)
Biological process (GO): DNA-templated transcription
Cellular component (GO): nucleus
Molecular function (GO): zinc ion binding; DNA-binding transcription factor activity, RNA polymerase II-specific; DNA binding
Source: RefSeq, a predicted model, not a curated record